Molecule: messenger RNA, 1860 nt
Organism: Cyclocybe aegerita
Lineage: Eukaryota; Fungi; Basidiomycota; Agaricomycetes; Agaricales; Hemipholiotaceae
Source: the annotation of a GenBank genome assembly
AUGUCUACGGAUACUCAAGCUCUUCAAGCUGAGGUCGACCGUCUCCGCCUCGAGUUGAAGACUUUUCACGUCGAUGCUGGCGUCGAGAAGAUCUCUAUUGGGAACUACCUCCUCACCCGACUCGCGCAGUUGGACGUAACUUCGAUGUUCGGCCUUCCAGGAGACUUUAAUCUUGGCUUCCUGGCGAGUCCGACUCAGAGGAUCUGGUCGAAGACCACCCCCAGAUCGACUGGGUCGGAAAUUGCUGAUGGCUACGCCAGGAUCAAAGAGGGUUCCAUUGGCGUCUUAACCACGACAUUCGGUGUUGGAGAGCUCUCGGCCAUGAACGGUAUCGCUGGAGCCUUCUCGGAGAUGGUGCCCGUCCUCCAUAUUGUGGGAGUACCAAAUACGGUCCAGCAGAAGACCCGUCCCCUUCUCCAUCACACCCUCGGUGACGGCAGAUAUGAUGCUUACGGCAAAGCCGCCUCCCAGUUCACCAUUUGCCAACAAUAUCUUAUGGACACACAAACUGCAGCGGAAAAGAUUGACCACGCUAUAACAGAAUGCAUCACGAAGGUGCCCAACUUUUUGUACCACACCUGCGGAGGGUUUGCUCAUUUUGAUCCCUCUAGGCCCGUCCGGUCUACCUCACCCUUCCUACCGACCUCGUCUAUCGAAGAGAUAUCCUCUGAGCGAUUGAAGAUACCUUUGUCUCACGAUAUACCCUUCAACCAACCCGAGAUGGAGCAAGCCGUCGUUGAUUUGAUCUAUGGCCGUGUCAAGGCAGCCAACGGUGACGUUGUUGUUAUCGUUGAUGCUUGCGUUAUUCGCCACAGUGUCCGAAAGGAGGUCGACGAGCUUCUCAAGGUGACCGGUUUUCCCGUUUAUGCGACGCCAAUGGGCAAGACUGCUGUCGAUGAGAGCUAUUUCCGCUAUGGUGGAAUCUAUAUCGGCUCGUUAACACCUCCCGACGUCAAAGAGAAAGUCGAAAACGCGAAGCUCAUCCUGUCGAUCGGUUCACUCGGCAGCGAUUUCAACACCGGCAAUUUCUCAUGGAACAUCCCUAAGACACGCCAAAUUGAGUUUCACUCAACCUACACCGAAGUCAACUUUGCCCGAUUCGAUAACAUCGGGAUGAAGCAUAUGCUGCCCAAGCUCUCAGAACGCCUCCGUGACUUUUAUCCUCCCGGGCACAGACUUCCGGUUCCGGCGUUCAUUAAGCAGCUUCCCGAAGAAAACACUCCCGUCAUCUCGCAUUUGUGGUUUUGGCCAAGAGUCGGGUACUUCUUCAGGCCCAAGGACGUUAUCAUCACCGAAACGGGCACCGCCAAUUUCGGUAUUCUGGACGUUCCUUUGCCUAGCGGUGCUAUUCUACUCAACCAAAUUCUUUGGGGUAGUAUCGGGUGGUCUGUUGGCAGCACUCUUGGCGCAGCUUUGGCUGCAAAGGACGUUGGAAUGGAACGAGUCAUCCUGUUCGUGGGUGACGGCAGUCUGCAAUUGUCCGUCCAAGAAAUUUCGCCUAUGAUUAGGAAGGGCUUGAAACCUAUCAUCUUCGUUCUGAACAACAAAGGAUAUUCGAUUGAGCGAUAUAUUCAUGGAAAAUAUCGGCGAGUUCCUUUUGUACCGCCUUUUGGCUACAACGACGUCGCAAAUUGGAAGUGGUCAAGCCUUUUGGAUACCCUGAACGACGGCGGAAAACACUCCACCGCCAGCUAUACCGUAGACAACAAGGAAGAACUCAACGAACUCUUAGACAACGAAGCGUUCGCUGCCGCUGACAACCUCCAGCUCGUCGAGGUCAUGAUGGAUGCUCUCGAUGCACCUCAGACUUUGGAGAGGCAAGCUGAGCUCACGGGCAAGGGUAAUGCCUACGCUGCAUAA